Messenger RNA from Oncorhynchus mykiss (rainbow trout), 2888 nucleotides. Its product is annotated as 1-acyl-sn-glycerol-3-phosphate acyltransferase delta. Lineage: Eukaryota; Metazoa; Chordata; Actinopteri; Salmoniformes; Salmonidae. Gene Ontology annotation, cellular component: endomembrane system; mitochondrial outer membrane. The record is from RefSeq and is a predicted model, not a curated record. Gene Ontology annotation, molecular function: 1-acylglycerol-3-phosphate O-acyltransferase activity.
AAACACGUAGGGUAGGCGAACCCAAUGCAACCCCCCCGAAUGACGAGAAUCAUUUUGAAUUUUCUCGAUUACUCGCGUCCUCUCCUCCGUCCUCUCCUCGCCUCCUUUUGAAACGGGAGAGGGUGAACUUUGACCAAUUGAGAAAAUGCCAAAUAAAAGUGGCGUGUUGUCAGGUGGGUGUUCUGGCGGCGGGUGUUCCUAUAAUUAGAUUGAAGGAGUUAGUUUGGGGACAUAAGGACAUCUCUCAAUGCUCAUUCUGAUCAAGCCUUACAGACAGACAGUUUGGAGACAACAUUUCCGUCAGUGUCAGGACUGCUUUAUCGCUGACAGAAAGGAACCAAAGCCAGGGACAACGGACAAGAUGGGUCUGGUACAGUGGUUGAAGGGCCAAUUUUUGUGUCACCUGAUCAUCUGCUAUGGGUUCUUGGUCAGCGGUCUCCUGGUCAACCUAUUACAGAUCUGCACUCUGCCCCUCUGGCCAAUCAACAAGCAGCUGGCCCGGCGGAUCAACUGUAAACUGGGAUAUUCCCUCACCAGCCAGUCUGUGGCUCUCCUAGAGUGGUGGUCUGGCACUGAAGUAACUUUCUACACAGACCCAGCGGACUACCAAACCUACGGCAAAGAGAACGCCAUCGUCGUCCUUAACCACAACUUUGAAAUAGACUUUCUGUGUGGCUGGACCUUCUGUGACAGAUUCGGGGUCCUUGGGGCCUCCAAAUGUUUAGCCAAGAAAGAGUUGUCGUACCUGCCUGUGAUUGGCUGGAUGUGGUACUUCCUGGAAAUGGUGUUUAUUAAGAGGAAGUGGGAGGAGGAUAAGAGGAGCUUUGUCCAGAGUCUUCAGAACCUACGGGAUUACCCCGAGAACUUCUGGUUCCUGCUCCACUGUGAGGGAACACGCUUCACAGAGGAGAAGCAUCAGAUCAGUAUGGAGGUGGCAGAGAAGAAAGGCCUGCCUAAACUCAAACACCACCUCCUGCCCAGGACCAAGGGCUUCUGGGUAGCCGUCCAGAACCUCCGAGGGACAGUUGCUGCGGUCUACUGUUGUACACUAAAUUUCAGAAACAACGAAACACCAACCUUGCUGGGAGUUAUCAACGGGAAAAAAUAUCAUCCAGAUUUAUACAUAAGGAGAAUCCCUCUGGAGUCCGUACCAGAAGAUGAGGCUGAAUGUUCUUCCUGGCUUCACAAACUCUACCAGGAGAAGGACCAGUUCCAGGAGGACUACAGCCACACCGGGUGUUUCCCUGGCCCUGUAGUCACCCCUCCGCGUGGACCCUGGUCCCUGAUCAACUGGAUAGGCUGGACCUGCCUUCUCCUAUACCCCCUCUACCUCCUCCUGGUCCAGCUGGUCCUCUCUGGGUCUAUUCUCACCAUACUGGCCACUGUGGCCUUCUGCUCUGCAGUGUCGGUUGGUGUGCGCUGGAUGAUUGGACAGACUGAGAUUAAGAGAAGCUCCAGCUAUGGGGUCCCACUUAACUGAGAUGGCCUUACAACUGCAAGAUCCUUCCCAGCUCCCAGGGACCACUCACAUUACCAAUCUCAUCCCUACAGCACAGUUCACCUCCAGCAGAUAAUUAAUUCCAAAGAAAGAAUGUUGCUGGUCAGAGAUGGCGUUGCAUUCAACUCCAGUACGACAAUAAGGGUGGAAGGUGCUUCAGCAGUCUUCCUCUUGCCAGUACAUGAAUAAACUGCACCUAAACACAUACGUGCAUUCAAAGUAUUUAGACCCCAUGACCUUUUCCAGAUUAUUACAUUACAGCCUUAUUCUAAAAUGGAUUAAAUACUCAUCGGGUCUUUGGUCACCUCCCUGACCAAUGCCCUUCUCCCCCGAUUGGUCAGUUUGACUGGGCGGCCAUCUCUAGGAAGAGUCUUGGUGGUUCCAAACUUCCAUUUUAAGAAUGGAGGCCAAUGUGUUCUUGGGGAUCUUCAAUGCUGCAGAAAUGUUUUGGUACCCUUCCCCAGAUUUGUGCCUCGACACAAUCCUGCCUCGGAGCUCUACGGACAAUUCCUUUGACCUCAUGUCUUUUUUUUUGCACUGUCAACUGUGGAACUUUAUAUAGACGGGUGUGCCUUUCCAAAUCAUGUCCAACCAAUUUACCACAGGUGGACUCAAUCAAGUUGAAAUAGCUCAAGGAUUAUCAAUGGAAGUUCUGAAUCUGGUAUGUUUUCCCUUUAAUUAUGGGCAAUUGUGAGUUUUUUAUUUUUAUUUCAUUCAGUUUAGAAUAAGGUAACGUAACAAUGUGGAAAAAGUCAAGGGGUCUGACUGCACUGUAGGUUCAGGGCAUGCAUCUAUGUCUUUGUCCUUGUCCUUGCCAUACAUCAACAUGUAUGACUAAAGUGUGAUGUGUUAAAUGCACUCGAUUCAAAAUGUAACUUUUUUUGCACAUAUGAGAUUCUGAAGUACCAGAUAAGCCCACUUCAGUUGCUUAUCUGAUGCUGGCUUUAGUUUCAGCAGUGUGUACGUACAAACGCAGGCAGUCCCUUCUAUUAAGCUCCCGUGUAAACAUUACCAUGUUAUGUUUGAUGAAUCUAGGAUAUGACAAACUAAUCUCACACAGCAUUUCUUAACGAUUUAAUAUUGUUUGUACAUAGCAAACACUAGGAGCAGCAGAGGACCAGAAAGUGUGUGUGCAUUCAGCAGCAGGGAGUGAGAUCGGACCUUUGUCUCUCUCCUCGGUUGGAUAUGCUUCAGUUCCGUGGCUCUCCAAUCGGGACACACCUGUCUGACUGUCAACCAAUCAGUGCUGCCCAUAUCCUCUACAUCCCAAAUUGCAUCCUCUUCCAUAUAGUGCACUAUAUUAGGGAAUAGGGUGUCAGUUGGGACAAACUUAAUCUCCAACUGUAAAAAUGGGAUCCUCAGAAAGGCGAAAUAAAAACGAUUUUAAAAC